Geodia barretti is the source of this 1149-nucleotide messenger RNA. The record is from the annotation of a GenBank genome assembly. NCBI's taxonomy places the organism in Eukaryota, Metazoa, Porifera, Demospongiae, Tetractinellida, Geodiidae.
AUGCCGGCAGGAGAUUGGGGAGACAUCUACAAGGAACUGGGAGCGGUUCCGGUCAUCAAUGCGACCGGCAGCGUCACCAUGCUGGGCGGCUCCACUCCGAUCCCGGAAGUCCGGGAGGCGAUGGCGCAGGCGGAUGGAGCGUACAUCCCGCUCAUGGAGUUGCAGGAAGCGGCGGGCGCGGCCAUCGCCCGAAUGGCGAACGUGCCGGCUGCCUACAUCACCUCGGGCGCGGGUUCGGCCCUCAUGCUCGCCACGGCGGCUGCCAUGGCCGGGGAUGACGACGACCGGAUUCAGCAACUGCCCAACACCGAGGGGAUGAAGAACGAAAUCCUGAUCCAGACCCGUCAACGGUACUGGUACGACCGCUGCUUGGAGCUGGCCGGCGCGAAAUUGGUCAUGUUCGGCUCGGAGGGGCAGACCACCCGCGAGGACCUGGAAAGCGCCAUUGGCCCCAACACCGCCGCCGUGCACUACUACGCCGUGGAGCAGGAGUACGAUCCCGACGCGCUGUCGCUGGAGGACACCAUCGCCAUCGCCCACGCGCGCGACGUGCUGGUAACGGUGGACGCGGCGGGCCAGAUAUAUCCGUUGGAGAACUUCGGCAAGUACGUCAGGAUGGGCGCCGAUUUCCAGUGCAUCGCGGCCAAGUACAUGGGCGCGCCACAAUCCACCGGGCUGGCGCUGGGGUCCGAUGAGAUGAUUCGAAAGAUUGGACUCCAGGCCUUCGCCAGCUACGAAGGCCGGCGGGUGCGCGGAGUGGGUCGUCCCCAAAAAGUCGACCGACAGGAGAUGGUUGGCGCGGUGGCGGCGGUACGGGCCUGGAUGACCACGAACCACGAGGACCGGUUGGCCGACGUGGAACGGCGAACCCGGACCAUUUUCAGCGCCGUUGACGGCGUUGCGGGACUGAAGGCCGACCUGAUGGAUAACGUUAUCGGCCACCAACCCUACGGGCUCAACAUCCGAGUGGACUCCGCCGUCGCCGGGUUCGAUGUCUACGAACUGCGGGACCGGCUCAAGGAAGGAGAUCCGCCGAUCUGGACGCGCGUCCGGGACGGCGAAGACUGCAUCACCAUCCACAUGUUUGGGCUCAACCCGGGGGAGGACCGCAUCGUCGGGGAGCGGAUUGCGGCUUUGUUCCGCAAGUAA